CGGCUGCCAACUUGGACGAGCUUUGACAACUUAAAGCUGAUACUUGACUCAGACCAGGUCCCUUGCGCUCCACUCAGAGAUGGCCAUGUUGAGGCUCCAAGAACGUUCAGCGCUCAACAGAUUUCAUCUUGUGCAAACACUAAUUUGCUGAUGAUCCUUCCUGCUGGAUCACUACAACCCGCUGGCUCGGUUCAACUUGGAUUUGGCUGCCAGCAACUUGACACGUCUCAGGCUUGCAUGCGUAUUACCGAUGAGAUGGAUUUAGUUAACAGAGCUGCAUAUCUUGGUAAAAAAAAUUCCGAGUGCAGUUUUAUUGCUCACGAGAACAAGUAUAAAAUCAAUGUGGUUGGGUUGGAAAGGCCUCAGAGACGAACGCCUCCUGUUGUACUCUUCUACGACUUUUUCAUAGCAACGUCACGCACAUUGCAGUCAGACUUUGUCAAUACCAUGAAGCUCGUUCAAAUCGUUUACCUCACAAUCCUUGCCGCUUCCAGUGUCGCUGCUGGUGUCACUGGGGUAAGUAGAGCAAGAGCCCCUCAGAGUAUAACCUGCGACGGCCCAUGUGCCUCCUCUUCAGAAUCUUUGGGCUGCGAGCAAUAUGUAGGGACAUCGCCUUACCUUGUGGGCCCCGGGUGCUGGUCGUGCUGUACCUAAAUUAGUUGAACCUCUCGGUCAUUUUUGCUCUCAAUACAAGCAACAUGUGUCACAUCGUUCUCCAAAAA
Molecule: messenger RNA, 722 nt
Organism: Suillus plorans
Lineage: Eukaryota; Fungi; Basidiomycota; Agaricomycetes; Boletales; Suillaceae
Exons: 3
Coding region: 151-654 (167 amino acids)
Source: RefSeq, a predicted model, not a curated record